This is a messenger RNA of Sabethes cyaneus, 1494 nucleotides long. RefSeq lists its product as uncharacterized. The transcript is spliced from 2 exons. Bases 1 to 1494 code for a protein of 497 amino acids. Lineage: Eukaryota; Metazoa; Arthropoda; Insecta; Diptera; Culicidae. The record is from RefSeq and is a predicted model, not a curated record. Gene Ontology annotation, molecular function: nucleic acid binding.
AUGCUAUCCCGAUACUACCCGAAUCUCACACUUCUACUACGCAUUACAGCGCGAAUGCUACAAUUUCCCCAUCGAGAACAGAAAUUAACCAAUCGUCUAACACCACAAGAGAUCAAGAGCCUCAUGCAAGUCUCUGUACGCCACGUACAGAGCCAGCAUUACCAGAAGGAAAUCAAUCAGCUAGAACGCAAUGGGGAAGUAAAUCUCAGCAGCUCACUUCGCCAGCUAAAACCAUAUCUGGACGAACACCAUCUCCUCAGGGUGGGCGGUAGGCUGCAGCUCUCGGAGCUCAGCUACGGUACGAAACAUCCGAUCUUGCUGCCGCGCAGCUCACCUCUCACCGCACUCAUUCUCCAUCACGAGCACCACGAGCAGCUUCACUGUGGACCGCAAUCAUUGCUGACUGCUGUACGACGACGUUUUUGGAUUGUUGGAGGAACGAGUGCGGCCCGAAAGACUUGUCGAGCCUGCGUCGAAUGUGUGCGUGCGAAGCCAGCACCCUUGCAUCAACUAAUGGGGCAGAUACCUAGCGAUCGCCUGACACCGAAUUCCCCCUUCUACAUCACCGGCAUCGAUUAUGCCGGGCCAAUCAAUAUCAUAAGUCGCCGCUCACGGGGCGCUACAUCUAGCAAAGGUUACAUCGCACUGUUCGUGUGCUUUUGCACCCGCGCCGUGCAUCUUGAAGCAGAUUCGGAUCUCAGCACAUCCGCAUUCAUCGAUGAUUUCACGCGCUUUAGCAGCCGAUAUGGAUUGCCAAGCAGACUUUACUCGGACAACGCUACCAACCUUCGGGGAGCUGCCCGAAAAUUCCGAAUUGAGUGGAAGUUUAUUCCCGCACGAUCGCCGCACCACGGUGGCCUCUGGGAGGCAGAAAUAAGAGUGACGAAGGGGUUUCUGAGCAAAAUCGGUGGCGAUGCUCGAUUCACUUUCGAAGAGUUGAGUACCGUCCUCGCUCAAGUGUCGGCCUGUAUGAACUCCCGGCCGAUCUCUCCACUCUCCAAUGACCCGAGCGAUCCUCAACCUCUCACAACGGCUCAUUUUCUCAUCGGUCGCCCGCUAUGUGCCGUGCCUGAGAUCAAUCAGUUGGAACGCAACAUCGGAUCCCUAACCAGAUGGGAACACGUACAACGCGUCGUGCAACAGUUUAGUGUUCGGUGGCAGAACGAAUAUGUUCUUUCUCUUCAACGUAUGGCAAAGUGGCAAAAGGCAGCACCAAAUAUUUCGAUUGGUGAUUUUGUGCUGCUGGUGGACGACAACGAGAAGCCCAAGCAGUGGCCCAUGGGCCGCAUCAUUGAUACUUUUCCUGGAUCCGAUGGCCACGUCAGGGUGGUGGCUAUCAAGACCGCAAGCGGUACUACGCGACGAGACGUUAGGCAAAUCCGGCGAAUCCCCUUGGAAGACGAUGAAUACGUACCAGGACGAAAUGAAGCGGAAAUUCCAAGAUGUAAUUAUGUCGUGGCGGAAUCUAAGGAAUGUCCGUCCACGCUGCAGUAA